Molecule: messenger RNA, 1143 nt
Organism: Gossypium raimondii (Peruvian cotton)
Lineage: Eukaryota; Viridiplantae; Streptophyta; Magnoliopsida; Malvales; Malvaceae
Product: BURP domain-containing protein BNM2A
Exons: 2
Coding region: 110-1006 (298 amino acids)
Source: RefSeq, a predicted model, not a curated record
AUUUUCCUAGCAUUGGGUUGAUCACUAGUUACGAACCAUAUGGUCUGAAUUUUAUAUAUCCAUCUCCAUUUCGUCUUUGACUUAAAGUGGAAGAAAUUUGUAGACAAGAAUGAGCAUGAAAUCUGUUUCUUUCAGCUUUCAUCUCCUUCUUCUUCUCCUACUUGUCAUGCAUGGCGAUGGAAGUGGAACCGAGGAAACGGCUGAUGAUUUAAUCUCCAAAGGGAACAGUGUUCUGAGACUCCAUAGCAUGGAUCAUGAUCGGCAAACUGAAGAUGAUGGCACUACAGUUCAAUCAAGGGUAGAUCCAUUAUCCCGCAUGGAUCACAUGGAUCUAUCAGUGAUGGUGUUUUUCACCUUGAAAGAUCUCAAAGUUGGGAACUCAUUGCCGAUCUAUUUUCGUAAGAAAGACUCCUCAAAAUCCCCUCGGUUUUUGCCUAGACAAGAAGCCGACUCCAUUGCUUUCUCAUUGAAAGAACUCCCUAACCUGCUUCGAUUAUUCUCUCUCUCGCGAGACUCUCCGCAGGCUAAAGCAAUGGAAGCUACACUUAGAGAAUGCGAAAGUCAAGCAAUCAAAGGGGAGACCAAAUUCUGCGCUACUUCUUUAGAAUCCAUGCUUGAAUUUGCGAGCAGUAUCUUCGGAUCCAACACUCGUUUCAAGACCCUCGCAACGGAGCAUCUUACCAAGUCAAGCACCCUUUUCCAAAACUAUACUGUUUUAACAACACCAGAAGAGAUACCAGCUCCGAUGAUGGUGGCUUGUCACACCGUGCCUUACCCUUAUGCUAUCCUGUAUUGCCAUAGCCAAGUGACUGAAAACAGGGUGUUUAAGGUAUCAUUGGACGGUGAGAACGGAGAUAAGGUGACCGCGGUGGCUGUUUGUCACAAGGAUACUACGCAAUGGAACCGUAACCACGUGUCGUUUCGUGUGUUGGGGAUUGAGCCAGGAACGCCCGGUGUCUGCCAUUUCUUCCCGGCGGAUAACUUCGUUCUGGUUCCAGACCCUUGAAUUUGUAGUAAUUGUCUUUCCUAGGAUACGAGACUUGGGUUGUCAUAAAUAAUAAUGUUUGAUGUCUGGUUAUAUCUAUGGAUGUUGUUCUAAUGGUAACGAAAUCAAUGUUCUAUGAAGAAAAGAUUCCUGGUAAA